Umbelopsis ramanniana AG is the source of this 732-nucleotide messenger RNA. RefSeq lists its product as uncharacterized. The transcript is spliced from 2 exons. Bases 1 to 732 code for a protein of 243 amino acids. NCBI's taxonomy places the organism in Eukaryota, Fungi, Mucoromycota, Umbelopsidomycetes, Umbelopsidales, Umbelopsidaceae. The record is from RefSeq and is a predicted model, not a curated record.
AUGGACACUGAAAUCGUCGCUCCUGGAGAAAAAGUCGAGCUUCAGCCUCUGCUUAUUGACCCUCGCGAUUUUGGCUCUCGUGCUAUCCACACUCGUCCCAGUAUAAACCACCACAACAGCCUACAUACGCGCCAGGAGCGUUUUGGUCCUCCUCCUGGUGAACGGUCCAAUGUUGCUAUUCAAACCGCUCACGUUGCAUCGGUCAGUGUCAAAACUCCCGCUGCUCAAUUGGUAUAUGACCACUUUAUAAGUUAUGCAGCUCAGUUGAUGGCAGAAAGAGAGUCUUCACUAGAUAAUGCCAUUCAGUUUGUCGAUUUCAUCAUCGAAACGGUCAGGAUCAGCUCUGGAUGGUCGGACGCUGACCGCAAGAAACAAUUUGAAAUGGCGCUGGCCACGAUUGACCAAAACGCUUUGACUGAACCCUUCAGUACCGACAAAUACGUCGAGCUCAACCAAUUAGCCGAGCAGUUCUUGAUUGCUCAGAAUACCCCUGCUUCUCCCAAUAGUCGAAGGGCAGGUGGUGGAGAUGUGGUUGUGGCACGGCCAAUCCCCUCCAUGUUCAGCACUGAAGAAGUCUCCAGUAUCCGAGGCAUGGCUCCCAUUCUCUAUAUCUCAGACCCAUUAGCCAUAAACGAUGAAGAGGACGGUGACAGCGAUGCUUUUUACUAUGAUGAUACAUGUACACCUUAUGGAAGUGACACUGAUGAGUCACCCAUUCUUAUGUCUCGUUGA